Mangifera indica (mango) is the source of this 934-nucleotide messenger RNA. RefSeq lists its product as uncharacterized. NCBI's taxonomy places the organism in Eukaryota, Viridiplantae, Streptophyta, Magnoliopsida, Sapindales, Anacardiaceae. The record is from RefSeq and is a predicted model, not a curated record. Bases 161 to 679 code for a protein of 172 amino acids. The transcript has 4 exons.
UUUCUCCUCAAUCUAAUAUAAUUUGUUUGUCUAGUGGUAGAGCCGUAGAGCGUGGAAUUCAGCUUCCAUUUCUUUAAAGCCAGUCUUGCUUAUAUUCACCUACCGGAAGAGAGAAAGAGAGUCAUCAUUCUAAAGAAAAAAGAGCUUUUUCCAAAGAGCAAUGGCUACACAGAAACAGGGUUUGGAUCAGCAACAGUCUCAGAUUCAACGGGUUAAGAACAAUGGACUCAUCAGUUGCAAUGGAAGUCCCGGUAGGGAUGACAAAGAGGAGGAGAUGUCAAGAUCCGCAUUGGCGUUGUUUCGAGCUAAGGAAGAAGAGAUUGAGAAGAAGAAGCUUGAAGUGAGAGAAAAAGUUUAUGCUCAACUUGGAAAAGCUGAAGAAGCUACAAGGCGCUUAGCUGAGAUUCGAGAAGACCUUGAAUCUUUGACUGAUCCAAUGAGAAAGGAAGUUUCAGUUGUACGUAAGAAGAUUGAUACAGUUAACAAGGAGUUAAAGCCUCUGGGGCAAAGCUGCCAAAAAAAGGAGAGGGAAUACAGAGAAGCCCUUGAAGCUUUUAACGAGAAGAACAAGGAAAAGGCUCAACUCGUUGGCAAGCUGAUGGAAUUGGUGAGUGAAAGUGAGAAACUGAGAAUGAAGAAGCUUGAAGAGCUGAGCAAAAACGUUGAACUCCUCAAAUAAACACUGCUAAAUGCUGGGUUGUGUGUUAUGUAAUUAGUAUCAUCAUGAUCUUCUUCUAUUUGUUACAUUAAUUUGAGAUGAUUUCUGUAUUAAUUUUGGUUUCUUGAUUGUUGUUCCAUGGUGGGGAGUCUUGCUGAUUUAGGAAAGAAACAUUUAGCAGGUUUGACAGUUUUCAAUGUGAGACAUAUCUUGUUUAGCCUUGAAAGUAAAGUUGCACUGUAAACCAUUAAUAUUCUCUAAUUAUUUGUAACAUAG